Molecule: messenger RNA, 1951 nt
Organism: Electrophorus electricus (electric eel)
Lineage: Eukaryota; Metazoa; Chordata; Actinopteri; Gymnotiformes; Gymnotidae
Gene: aldh9a1a.1
Product: aldehyde dehydrogenase 9 family, member A1a, tandem duplicate 1
Molecular function (GO): oxidoreductase activity, acting on the aldehyde or oxo group of donors, NAD or NADP as acceptor
Source: RefSeq, a predicted model, not a curated record
GAUUGGAUACCCAGACGAGUAAACGUGCUUCAUGUUCCCUUCUUAAGGAGCUGCAUACAGCUGCAGGCCCGUCUACUGAUACGCCAUUGCGAAGGCUUUCACGUCAAGUUUAUAAUGGCUCAGCAACCGUGUCUUUCGUUGCCCGAGUAUCGAAAUGUAUCCACUGGCAAUCUAGUGGUCAAAGAGCCGCUGAAUUUCUGGGGUGGCGCGAGAGUUAAGUCCAAGGACACAAAGAACUCUGAACCGGUUUAUGAACCUGCAACUGGUCGGGUGCUGUGUGACAUGAUUCCCUGUGGGGAAGAGGAAGUAGACCAAGCCAUAAAGAGUGCACACUCUGCCUUCUUGAAAUGGAGUAAAUUGGCUGGGAUGGAGAGAGCUCGGAUCAUGCUGGAGGCUGCUCGUAUUAUUAGGGAGCGCAGAUCUGAAAUAGCACGACUGGAGGUGAUCAACAAUGGCAAAUGCAUCACUGAAGCUGAAGUAGAUAUUGAUGUGGCCUGGCAGUGUAUUGAGUACUUUGCUGGCAUUGCUCCAACACUAGCAGGCCAGCAUAUUCAGCUUCCUGGAGGCUCCUUUGCCUACACUCGUAGGGAGCCACUAGGUGUGUGUGUGGGAAUUGGAGCCUGGAAUUACCCUUUCCAAAUUGCUGCUUGGAAAUCAGCCCCUGCACUCGCCUGUGGUAAUGCCAUGGUUUUUAAACCCUCUCCCAUGACCCCAGUGACUGCAGUCAUUUUGGCUGAGAUCUAUAAGGAGGCUGGGGCACCAGAUGGGCUCUUUAAUGUGGUGCAGGGAGCCGCAGAGACUGGAACUCUGCUAUGCCACCACCCUAUGGUGGCCAAAGUGUCCUUCACUGGCAGUGUGCCAACUGGCAAGAAGGUAAUGGAGAUGUCUGCCAAAGGAGUGAAGCAGGUGACUCUGGAACUGGGUGGAAAGUCACCACUUAUCAUCUUUAAGGACUGUGAGCUGGAGAAUGCCAUCAAAGGAGCUCUCAUGGCCAACUUCCUUACCCAGGGAGAGGUGUGUUGCAAUGGGACACGGGUGUUUGUGCAGAGGGAGAUUAUGAAGCCAUUUGUAGAGGAGGUGGUGAAAAAGACCAAGGCCAUCUCUGUUGGGGAUCCUUUACUGGAGGGCACACGGAUGGGAGCCCUGAUCAGCAAGCCCCAUAUGGAGAAAGUGCUGGGCUUUAUUAACCAAGCGAAACAACAGGGAGCCAAGGUGCUGUGUGGUGGAGAGCCAUAUGUUCCCAGUAAUCCCAAACUGAAAGGAGGUUAUUUCUUGUCCCCUUGUGUGCUAGAUAACUGCAGGGAUGACAUGACUUGUGUGAAGGAGGAGAUCUUUGGACCUGUGAUGUCUGUUUUGCCAUUUGACACAGAAGAGGAAGUUGUGCAAAGGGCUAACAACACCACCUUCGGCCUGGCCUCUGGAGUCUUCACCAGGGAUAUAGCUCGGGCCCACAGAGUGGCUGAAAACCUUCAAGCAGGAACCUGCUUUAUCAACAACUACAAUGUCAGUCCAGUGGAAGUCCCAUUUGGAGGCUACAAGAUGUCAGGUUUUGGCAGAGAGAAUGGCAUGGUGACCAUUGAGUACUAUUCUCAGCUGAAAACCGUUGUGGUGGAAAUGGGAGAUGUGGAGUGCCACUUUUAAAGGAUUACAAAUGAGCCAUAGAAUUUCACAAGCCCGUGACAAUGUGGCUUCCAAGCUUCAGUAAAGCUGUGAUUUCUAGUUUUUGUACUUUUGUACAGUAUUUUAAACCUCUAAAGGUUCCUGUUUGGAGCACCUUUUGAAAUGGUUUUGAUCUAUAGCCAGACAAAAUGCAUCAAUACCAAGUGCCUAAUAGCCAUAGAUCAUACAACUUGCAGUUAUACUCUGCAGCAAAACCAAUUUUUCCAUACACUUCACCUAAACAAUUUGCAAUUUGUCAAUGUGGAAAAUAAAGUAACAUUUUCUACACAAA